GCGAAUACGGCUAUUACCUGUGUGGUGUUAUGAAAACGUGUUUCGAGACAUCACGGAUGUACAUUUUGUACAUGGAUGUGGCAUUCCGUUUGUACAUUGUUUAGACUGACUAUGCCCGGUGUACAUGCAUAUAGCUAGCUAGUAGAUUUGAUUUCUUUGGGUGUGCGUGUGUUUGAAGUAAUUGUUCAUUGCAAUUCUUGGAGCAAUGUGCUCGUUUUGGAAAUUUAACAAAGUACGUAAUAAAACACCACGCAUAACAGACUGCUGCGCCCGACAGGACGGAGGUAUAAUUCAAGAUUUACAUCGUUAACGAUGCCCUAGCGUAGAGGAUGGAUAAGUUUCUGCAGAUCGCGCCCCAUUCCCUGGCCAUAGUGCUGUCUCGGGUCGGCGCCGAGGACUCGCCCACGGUGACCGAGAAGCUGCAGCAUCACCACACGGGCUACGAGAUAUUCGCGGACUUCAAAGCCGAGAACAUGCAGCACUUCUGGAACAAAAAGGUCACCGACGCCAUAUCAGAGACUUUCUUCCUCGGCUGGAUAGACGAGCACGUGCUGCUCAUUCAGGGAAAGGAGGAUCACCUGGAGGUGCUGCGGGAGGGAUGGAUGAGGAGGUCGCUCAAGCCGCCGCGAGGAUUCGAGAUCAAGUGCCUGGGUGAUGUGUCACCCAUCAGCAUGUCUCCGAUCAGCCAGUCGCAGUUCAUCCCGCUGGGGGAGAUCCUCUGCCUGGCCAUCUCAGCCAUGAACUCCGCCCGCAAGCCCGUCACCCAGGAGGCCCUGAUGGAGCACCUAGCCACCUGCUUUCCAGGUGUGCCGACGCCCAGCCCGGAGAUUCUCCGGCACACGCUGAACAUGCUGGUGCGGGAGAGGAAGAUCUACCCCACGCCGGAAGGGUACUUCAUCGUCACACCGCAGACGUACUUCAUAACGCCCUCCCUCAUCAGGACCAACAGCAAGUGGUACCACCUGGACGAGCGGAUACCGGACCGGCCGCAGCAGCAGUGCACCUCCCCCCAGUCCGGCACCAUCACCCCCUCGGCCUCGGGCUGCGUUCGGGACAGGCCCCACCACAAGAACCACUGCGACUCCUACAACUCGUACCGGGACGACCUGCCCAGCGUCCACGCCUCCACCCUCCAGAGGAAGUCCCCGAAAGACCUUAAGGACCCCUACCCGCCCCCGCCCCCCUCGUCCUCACUCCACCAGGCCGCCGCCCCCACGGAGAAGAGCAAGAGCACCGCCAACUUCUCCUACAAGACGGACACGCUGACCAAACGCAAGGAAGGGGCCACCGGCGAGAAGCAGGCCAAGAAGUUUGGCCUGAAGCUCUUCCGGCUGAGCUUCAAGAAGGACAAGACGAAGCAGCUGGCCAACUUCUCUGCCCAGUUCCCGCCGGAGGAGUGGCCGCUGCGGGACGAGGACGCGCCGGCCGCCAUCCCCCGGGAGGUGGAGAUGGAGAUCAUCCGCCGGAUCAACCCGGACCUGACGGUGGAGAACGUGAUGCGGCACACAGCGGUGAUGAAGAGGCUGGAGGAGGAGAAGGCCCAGAGGAGCAAGGCGGGCUCGUCGGCGCAGCACAGCGCCCGCAGCCGGAGGAGCCGGGGCCACCGCAAGGCCCACGCCAAGCCCCGCUCGCACAGCAAGACGCGGGCAUCCCGCGGCGACCCGUCCGAGGGCUCUAACCUGGACCUGACAGGUGGCGGCGAGCGGGACUACAGCUUCCACGCCGCCUCGUUCGCGCGCUCGCCCAGGGACGGCAUGUUCUCGGUGGAGCGCAGCCGGGGCAGCUACCUGGUCCACAGCAACCCCAACAUCGUGGAGUCGCACUUCCCUGUCACGCCCGAGUGGGAUGUGUCGGGGGAGCUGGCCAAACGGAGGACGGAGAUGCCCUUCCCGGAGCCCUCGAGGGGGACCUCCCACUCGAAGGUUCACCGCAGCCACAGCCACACGCAGGACCGGAAGUCGCGCAACGAGCGGUCCGACAAGGCCAAAGAGCGGUCCCGCUCCAUGGACAACUCCAAGGGCCCGCUGGGGAUCGCCUCCGGGGCCGCCUCCGAGGACUUCGACCACAGCCCCGACGACCGGAGCCGCUACUACACCGAUGACGGUACGCUGAGGGCGGCCCAGGCGCCCCACUACUCGCGCAUCAUGUUCUCCGCUGCUAAGUUCAACUCUGAGGUCUGCGUGCCCGACAUCGGGAAGGGUGCCUCGGAGGACUCCCGCAUCUGCAGCCCGCUGGAAAAGAACAAGAGCAGGGACAGCUUGCCGGCCUACAGCGACCUGAAGCCUUGUUCGCCCAAGCUCACGGCUGAUGACUACUUUCAGUGCAAUACGUCCAACGAAACGAUUCUCACCGCCCCCUCACCCCUAGGAAAACCCGAUCACGACACCCUUACCUCGUCGGAUGGUGUCAGGAAGGGGUCUCCUUCGGACCGGCAGACCCCUCAUCUCACCUCCCCCCACCCCAUGGAAUACAAAGAGGACGUGGUGAAGGGACAGAACGGCGUCGGCCCGCUGGGGGCGAGCCAGACGCCGGAGCCCUUGCCCAACGGACGUUUGAUACACCAACACAACGCCGACCCCGGCGGCACGGACAAGCGGAAAGAGAUCUUCAGCAAGGACACCUUGUUCAAACCCCCCCUCAACGCGCUCGCCGUCGGCUACGUGGAAGGCGGCCACCCCAAGUCGGGCACGUUGCGGAAAUCCCCGCACCCGAAGUCGGCGGAGGUCGCCGACGGGCCGGAGCCGGUGCCCGCGGCGCCCCCUGGUGCCUCGGCGCCGCCGGGCUCCGAGCCGGCCUCGGGGGCGGCGGAGGCCGCCUUUGACUACUACAACGUGUCGGACGAUGACGACUCGGAGGAGGCCGUGCGGAAGGCCAGGGCAGAGGAGGGCAAGGGCCGAGAGGGCGGCGGGACCAUGCAGUGGCUGCUAGAGAGAGAGAAGGAGAGGGACCUGCAGCGCAAGUUCGAGAGCAACCUCACCCUCCUCAGCCCCAAGGAGGGCGAGAACAACAGCAGCCAAAAGUCCGCCCACUCGGCCCGCCUCGACAGCAUGGACAGCAGCAGCGUCACGGUGGACAGUGGAUUUAACUCUCCACGCACGCGUGAAAGUCUGGCCUCCAACACCUCCAGCAUAGUGGAGAGCAAUAGACGGCAGAACCCUGCCCUAAGCCCCGGGCACAUAGGCACCACCAGCAGCGGCCCCCCCUUCAGCUUCCGCGCCAUCCCGGAGCCCCCCACCACCCAGCCAGAGAAACUGCAGAAAUCGCCCAACUGCUUAGCUUCCAUCACGAGCGUCUGACAGCGGCCUACCGAGGGAGGGGGAGGCAGAGCGGGCGGGCGUGUCUCCGCCCCGACUCCGCCCCUGACCCCUCCCCACACUCCCGCAACCCUGUACCGCGACGGGACUGUUAAACCCACAGGCGUGCCACCCAGCCCGGAUGCCCGAGACUGUUUCCGCAGUGUCAAAAAAAAAAGCUUGCCACUAACGAAA
Messenger RNA from Megalops cyprinoides (Indo-Pacific tarpon), 3488 nucleotides. It is a transcript of the gene stox2a, whose product is annotated as storkhead box 2a. The transcript has 4 exons. The coding region runs from base 330 to 3296 and encodes 988 amino acids. Gene Ontology annotation, biological process: positive regulation of transcription by RNA polymerase II. Gene Ontology annotation, molecular function: RNA polymerase II transcription regulatory region sequence-specific DNA binding; DNA-binding transcription activator activity, RNA polymerase II-specific. NCBI's taxonomy places the organism in Eukaryota, Metazoa, Chordata, Actinopteri, Elopiformes, Megalopidae. The record is from RefSeq and is a predicted model, not a curated record. Gene Ontology annotation, cellular component: cytoplasm; nucleus.